Molecule: messenger RNA, 912 nt
Organism: Puccinia graminis f. sp. tritici CRL 75-36-700-3
Lineage: Eukaryota; Fungi; Basidiomycota; Pucciniomycetes; Pucciniales; Pucciniaceae
Exons: 6
Coding region: 1-912 (303 amino acids)
Molecular function (GO): alkaline phosphatase activity; phosphoglycolate phosphatase activity
Source: RefSeq, a predicted model, not a curated record
AUGUCAAUGGUCAAAUCUCUCGAGUCCCACAAGGACCUCCAAGGCUUCAUCGACCGAUUCGAUAACUUCUUGUUCGACUGUGACGGGGUGAUCUGGCACGGGGAAGAGCUCAUCAAAGGGGUCCGGACAGUCUUGGAACUCCUACGCAAAUCGAAUAAGAAACUCAUCUUCGUCACCAAUAAUGCGACCAAGAGUCGGGAAGCUUUUAAAGCUAAAUUCGAUCGUCUCGGCAUUCAGGCUGACCUGGACGAAAUCUUUGGCUCAGCUUAUGCAACUGCACUAUACCUAAAACGGAUCUUGAAAUUUCCUGACGACAAGAAAGUAUAUGUGAUUGGCGAGAAGGGCCUGGAGGAUGAACUAGCCAGUGAAAACUUAAAAUUUUGUGGGGGUACUGACCCAGCCGAUAACGAGUUCAUAGACCUUAUGGAUUUUUCCUCUAUCCAGACAGACAAGGACGUGGGUGCUGUGAUGUGUGGAUUUGACAUGCACAUCAACUAUAAAAAACUGGCGAAGGCUCAUCGGUAUCUGCAUGAAAAUCCUGACUGUCAUUUCAUCUUGACAAACGAUGAUUCUACUUUUCCCACUGACGGUUCACUUUUCCCGGGCUCGGGUGCUAUUUCAGCCCCUCUAAGAUACGCAAUGUUGGGCAAGAAGGAUCCGAUUGUUGUGGGUAAACCAAACCAACCCAUGCUGGAUUGCAUCCUAGAAAAACAUAAGCUUGAGCCAUCUAGGAGUUGUAUGAUUGGUGAUCGGUUGGAUACUGAUAUCGCUUUUGGGAUCAACGGUGGUCUUUCAACCCUCUUGGUCCUCACUGGCGUCGUCACAAGGGCUGAUAUCUCCCAACCUCAAGCCAAGAUCUUACCAGAGUAUGUCAUCGACAGCUUGGGUGACUUUGCGGUCUUGUCCCCAUGA